Molecule: messenger RNA, 745 nt
Organism: Bombus huntii
Lineage: Eukaryota; Metazoa; Arthropoda; Insecta; Hymenoptera; Apidae
Gene: Arpc5
Product: actin-related protein 2/3 complex subunit 5-C
Exons: 3
Coding region: 97-570 (157 amino acids)
Biological process (GO): cell migration; Arp2/3 complex-mediated actin nucleation; regulation of actin filament polymerization
Cellular component (GO): cytoplasm; actin cytoskeleton; Arp2/3 protein complex
Molecular function (GO): actin filament binding
Source: RefSeq, a predicted model, not a curated record
GUAUACUAUAUGUUUGAAGACCAAUAAAGAUUCAUUUCACGGCGUUAGUUGAUAAGCCGGGCGUAAUCACGGUAAAACGUCAAACACAAAGAUAAAAUGUCAAGAAACGAUGGCAAAAAAGAUUCGUCAGCGUCAGCGUUUCGAAAAAUCGAUGUUGAUCAAUACAGUGAUAAUAAUUUCAGAGAAGAAGACGCUGACGGAGGAAUAGGAGGACCUACAGGCCCAGAUGAAAAUGAAAUUUUGACACUUCUUAGCCAGGGUAAGAAUGCAGAAGCACUGAUAUCAGUAUUGAGGUCUGCACCACUUGGGUGUAAAAAUCAACAAGUAAAGGAUAACGCAAGGAAUCUGACGUUAAAAGUUCUUCUAAGUAUAAAAUCUACUCAAAUAGAUGAUUGCUUAGCACAAUUAGAUCGUGACUUGCUGGAUGUUUUAAUGAAAUAUAUAUACAGAGGAUUUGAAAUUCCAACGGAGGGUAGUAGUAGUCAUUUAUUAACCUGGCAUGAAAAGGUAUACAAUAUCAGUGGUGUUGGCAGUAUUGUACGAGCGUUUGCAGAUAGUAAACGUGCUUGAAAAAAUUUGUACAUUUUUUAAUGAUGUUCAUUAUAAUAAUUACCAUUAAUCCUUACUGUUACUCAUUGUCAUUGUUAAUACAAUGAGGAUGUAGAUAGAGGAUGUAGAUUCCACAUGAAAAAUAUAACACAUUGGUGUACAUUUGUUAUCAAUAAAGUAAUUUUUAUUUCUUAUA